Acanthaster planci (crown-of-thorns starfish) is the source of this 5642-nucleotide messenger RNA. RefSeq names its product glucosidase II alpha subunit (gene ganab). Lineage: Eukaryota; Metazoa; Echinodermata; Asteroidea; Valvatida; Acanthasteridae. The record is from RefSeq and is a predicted model, not a curated record. Gene Ontology annotation, biological process: carbohydrate metabolic process; N-glycan processing. Gene Ontology annotation, molecular function: alpha-glucosidase activity; carbohydrate binding.
ACCUCAACUCCUCCACACGACAUUUUCUUUAUUUACGAAUAUGAUGAUUAAAUCAUUGAGAUUGUCUUGACUGGCAGCAAUGCGGAAAAGUGGAUGGAUACCAGUGAAAGCUCAACCAUGAAAAUGGCAGCCUCCUGUGCACGUAAAACGACGUGGACUUACUCGUGAGUGCAUUAAGCAGUAAUUACAAAGAUUAGGGAAUUUUUGGAAAAUGAUGGAAGGAUUCUUGUUAGUUCUGCAUCUGCUGGUUGGAUGUAUGCUUGUCUCUGCUGUUGACAAAAAUAACUUUAAGACAUGCAGCCAGAGUAGUUUUUGCCAACGAAACCGAGACUUGAAGUCAGGUAACUCUCCCUAUGAAGCAUUGAUGGAUACCCUCAAGAUCUCGGACGAUCUCCUCCAACUUGUCGUCCUGAACUCGGCCACCGGGGGGAAGCUCCAACUGGAGCUGAUUGGCUUGGAUCAGAGCAUUGUCCGGCUACGGAUCAAAGAUCCUUUCAACAGACGAUAUGAGGUGCCGGACGUGGUGCAGCCGGAUCUACAGAAAAGCCGUUGGAAAGUUGUCCAGUCAAGUGGUUCAUUGGAGGCUAAGCUACCCCAAGACGUUACUGUCCGUUUGACACCCCACCCUCUCCGACUGGAUCUCUUGCAAAAAGACGAUGUCGUCAUCUCAGUCAACUCCAGGGGACUCAUGAACUACGAGCUACAAAGUGAAAAAAAGAGUCCCAGGUCACCAGAGCAAGAGGGCCUAGGAGCAGGUGAAGAGGAUCCAGAGGAACCAAACAAUUGGGAGGAGACAUUUAAGACGCACAAGGACAGCAGGCCUAAAGGUCCUACGUCAGUUGGCGUGGACUUCUGCUUUCCUGGGUUUGAUCAUGUGUACGGCAUACCAGAACAUGCGGACACCUUUGCUCUAAAGACCACUGUGAGCACCGACCCUUACCGUUUGUACAACCUGGAUGUGUUUGAGUACGAACUUUACAACCCAAUGGCAUUGUACGGCUCAGUACCAUACAUGUUGGCACACAAUUCUGAAAGGACAGUGGGUCUUCUGUGGCUAAAUGCGGCAGAAACGUGGAUUGACAUCAGCUCAAAUACUGCGGACAAGUCCAUGUUCAACAGGAUGCUAGACUUGGUCCGAGACACAGAGGUGCCUCAGGUAGACACCCACUGGUUCUCAGAGAGUGGUAUCCUAGAUGUCUUUUUCUUCAUGGGCCCUACAGCCGAGGAGGUCAUGUACCAGUAUGCCUUGGUUACCGGCAUGCCGCAGUUCCCACCGUUGUUUGCCAUUGCAUAUCAUCAGAGUCGCUGGAAUUACAAUGAUGAGGAUGACGUGAAAAGUGUGGAUGCCAAGUUUGACGAACACGACAUCCCCUGCGAUGUCAUCUGGCUUGAUAUCGAGCACACGGAUGGCAAAAGGUAUAUGACGUGGGACUCACACAAGUUUUCCCAUCCUGAGGAAAUGCAGAACCAAGUCGCAGCCAAGGGAAGAAAGAUGGUGACCAUUGUCGAUCCUCAUCUCAAGAAGGAUUCUGGAUUUCACUUGCACAAACAAGCCGUUGACAAUGGUUUCUUAGUAAAGACUCACGACAACAAUGAAUAUGAGGGUUGGUGUUGGCCAGGUUCGUCCAGUUAUCCCGACUUCACCCGGGCCGACACCCGUAACUGGUGGGCGGAGCAGCUGUCCCUGGAGAACUACAAGGGCUCUACACCCCACCUGUUCACGUGGAACGACAUGAACGAGCCGUCCGUGUUCAACGGUCCAGAGGUGACCAUGCACAAGGAUGCCAUUCACCAGGACGGUUGGGAACACAGGGACGUGCACAACUUGUAUGGCCUAUAUGUGCACAUGGCAACUGUUGAUGGUCAACAUCGAAGAUCCAAUGGGAAGGAGCGAUCAUUUGUCUUGUCCAGGGCUUUCUUCACAGGAAGCCAGAAAUAUGGUGCUAUUUGGACAGGUGAUAAUGAGGCGAGCUGGGAACAUCUCAAGAUCAGCAUGCCCAUGUUGCUCUCCAUCAGCAUAGCUGGUAUCCCGUUCAUAGGUGCCGAUGUUGGAGGUUUCUUCAAGAACCCCGAACCGGAAUUACUGACUAGAUGGUAUCAGGCUGCCGCCUUCCAACCCUUCUUCCGAGCACACGCCCAUCUGGACACCAAGCGCCGUGAGCCAUGGCUUCUCCCACCCAACAUGAUGGACGUUGUGAGGAUGGCAAUCCGCACGCGCUAUGCUUUGCUGCCCUACUGGUACACGGCGUUCUACAAGGCGUCCAAAACUGGCCAGCCUGUGAUGAGACCAAUGUGGCUGGCUUUUCCUGAUGAUCCCAAGACCUUCGCCAUGGAGGACCAGUUCAUGAUAGGUGAUUCCCUCCUCGUUGAGCCCGUUACCAGCAAAGGUGCCAGCUCUGUCAGUGUUUACUUUCCUGGACAAGAUACGAUUUGGUAUGACGUGAAAACAGCACAGAAAUACACUGGUCCCAGCACACAGACCAUCUAUGUGAAUCUUGAGAAGAUCCCAGUCUUCCAACGGGGCGGCACCAUCGUCCCUCGCAAGGAGAGAGUGCGCCGCUGCUCAUUCCUGGGCAUCGAGGAUCCCUACACGCUCAUUGUUGCCUUGGAUACCAAACAUCAGGCAUCUGGACAGCUCUACAUGGACGACGGCCAUUCUUUGGAUUUCAAGUCAGGGUUCUUUCAGUACAAGCACAUUAGCUUCCAAAACAACGUCAUUCAAUCAAGGUCUCUAGAUAUGAAUGCCAGGUACAAGACUAAAUCAUGGUUAGAGAGGGUGGUGGUAUUAGGAAUGGAGAAGUCGCCGAGUUCCAUCCAACUGUCUGGAGAUCUCAUAGAGACCCACAAUGUAGAAUUUAGCUUCAAUGAGGACAGCAAAGUACUGGUGAUCAGGAAACCAGAAGUCAACAUGGCUACCGACUGGGUCAUGACCCUCAGGCAAUAAAUGAGACAGUAUUUAUUCCGCCCGGUCCUUCAGUGAGUUCCACACAUAGUCUUGGUACACACUCCAAGUCCCAGUCCUGUGGGAGCAUCUAUAAACUUGUCACAUUUGGAACUUUACAGUGAGAACAUCAAUUUUCUACAGAAGUAACUAGACGCUGUCAUUCGUGGCCCGCUUCGUGAAAGUUAGUCAGAUCGCCAGAGGCACUUUUGAGUUUCAUUUUACCUCAGAAAGAGUAAACUGAGCUGUUUGUGUUGAUGUAUCACUCAGUUUGUCAUCCUGAUCAGAAUGGACAUCAUGUGAGUGACAGAUGUGGAUUCCUUUGUUUUACAUGGUGCAAGGUUCUUUUAAACGCCUUUAACUCGAUAGUUGCACUGGCCAGUUGUGACUCAUUUUCACUGAGCGGGUUACAUUUGAGAAGAGCUGCAGAAUGCCAGAGGUCGUCAAGUGGGAGUGGUGGUCUGUGAAGGCGGACACUUUCUGGAGAAUGAUCUUGGUGAGAUCGUGCUGGAAUAUGUGUUCUCCAUUCCCCAUUUGGCUCAUUGCUGCGUGGACGGGCACACUUCAAACUUUGAGGGGCUCUCUGAAACUGUGUCAGACUGCAUGACCAGCCCAACCACAGUAUGCCGAGAACCAUCCAGCUUCAUGUUAUGAUUCAUCAUAGUAUGCAAUGUACUAAUGCAUGUAUUUUACUCACACCACGAAGGAAACCCCCCAAAAUGCACGGUGAGCAUACUUGCAUUGUUCAGCACAUCAGCUGAAUUACAUUGCAGUUAGUGAACCGUGGACAGACUGAUUCAGGAGACUUGCUGUUGAUACAUAUCUAUUCUAGAGGCCAGUGCACACUUGCCGCAAAUGCGAAAACAGCAACCUGAAACUAUGACGUCAGGUUGAAUUUGUGAUUUCAACUCAUGCGAUUUUCACUUCGAAAAGUUUAACAAGGUUAAAUUUGAAUUCGCUUCGCUCCAUCUGAAGUGUGAAAGCUCAUCUUUUGAAUUAGACUGGGAACUCGUGAUGGGAUGGAAUGUAAUGGGUGUAAGGUUUUGGGUGCAGAGAUGUAGAACUGAUAAAGAAAAUUUAGAGCUUAAAAAGGGAACUCACAGAUUUACUAAAUUUGAAGUUGAGAAUGACCAACUCCCACUGGUAACACAAUACCAAAAAAAAAGCAUACAUUUCUCAAUGGGACCAUUUUAGUGUUCCAGAAGGAAGGUUGUAAACAGAUGAUGUGAAACUAGGACACAGAAAAACUCAAGACAGGAGAAACACAGAGUUUAGAAACUUGGCAAAUCAGUAUUGUUUGAUCAGGAAUAAUUAGCAGGCUGCAAAGGAAUUAAACUUAUCUUUGUUAUCAUUUUUCAGUGAAUAAUUUGUUCUGUCUUUUACAGUUAAGAGAGGCUUGCUGUAGCCACAGGAGUGAAAGAAUGUACCAAUUGCUCCCAAAGCCCUUUUGUUUCUCUGUCAGUCUUCAGGCAGGUUCUAAGACUAGUCUAUUUGUUAUUCCUUGAGGAAUAAAUAUGUACAUGGCCGGUCCUAGACAUUUGUUAACGAUGGGAUUAAGAGAAUAGAUUGCUGAUAAUGGCCUGAACCGAAGGUAAAGGACAUUACCAUAAUAAUUCAUAAAUACCCUUUGAGUCAGAAAGUCUAAAGAAGUAAAAAAAUUAACGUUCUAACGAUUUUGCUCAACAAUUUUACUUCAGUUUUUUUGAAACUUCUCUAGCGAUUUUAUGGUAUGUUCCUUUCCUAAGUAGUUGUAUACAAUCUUAUCGAGACUGGCACACAUCUUGCACGUUGUGCGUGAGGUAGUGCAGUAUGUGAUGGACCAAUGUAAUCUGAAUUGAGGAUUGUCACAAAUGCACACACAUGGGUAGUAUUGUGCAUAGUGAAGAUUGUAUUGGUAUAACCAAUAUAUAGGAAAAGGCACCAGAUUUCAUAGGAAUCUGAACUUUCACGUGAUAUCGGGAAAUGUUCCUGAUCACCUGGCGGUGCUUUGUGAACCAUUUAAGACCGGCCAUGUGACAGACUCUCGACCAAUAGGAAGGGCUCAAAUCAUCUUAGGUUUUCCUGAAUUGUUAUAGCAUGUGUGAUAUCAUUAAUGGGCUCCAUGCACAAGUGCAGCAUUUCUUUUUUGCAUUUUUUCCAACAGCCCACAAAAUGUUUGGCAAUGCAGCUAAUACCAAAAUCUUACAGUAAUAUUCAGGAGUGUAAAUAUUACUUGUUUGAUUUGAAACCAAUGUUAUCUCCUGUAACCCAGCAAGCUGUGUGUGCCCUUUAUGCACAUGACUUAAGAAUAGAAAAUCUGAAGCAAGCCUUUUGAUUGUUAACAAGAGUCGUCCCAAGGCGAGAUUCUGUGUACUUGGGAAUUUUGUAUGAGAGUAAUUAUGUUCAUUGUGAUUUAAUCAUUGUAAUCACUGUUAAGAUUUUGUAAAAAAUUUCAAUACAUUUUCUAUAAAUAUGGUGUACAUCUGGGUUUUUUUUCUUGGUUUGACUGGCAAGCUGUUAGACAUGCAGUGAAGUCUCGUUAGAAUUCAAUUACAAGUUGCCGGUUUCAGAAACCUGGCACGCAUCCAACUUUCAAUAUCAUAAGUACACACAAUUUUGUUUUCACAAAAACUUUGACAUUUUAUUUCCAUAGGAUAGAAUUUGUUUACAUGGGUUAUUGUAUGUCUCUGUUACAGAAAUCGUAAUAAAAUUUAAAACUGGA